GAUAGACUGAUAGAGAAACGGAUAAUUUCUUCUGCGAACCAGAGAGAGAGAGAGAGGAGUGCACGGUGUUUAGCAAUGGAGGCAAUGCAGUUUUCCACAGUUGCCUCCGGUCAGUUCCCGGCGACUUCUCAUCCCUAUUCCGUGAACAGAAGAUUCUACAGUCCGAGAAAUUGUGCUGUGGGGUCGAUUCAAGUUGGCUCUUCAUGGACUGCUUCAACCGAUGGUGCCUCACUUUCUUCGCGGAAUCUGUUCACUAGAGAAGUAUGGGGAUGGAUAAAUUCCAAGAGUGUUACUCCUAGGAGAGAUGUGCGUGGUGUGGUGAGAGCAGAAAUGUUUGGACAAUUGACUAGCGGUCUUGAGGCUGCUUGGAGCAAGCUCAAAGGAGAAGAGGUGUUGACAAAGGAGAACAUUAUGGAGCCAAUGAGAGAUAUUAGGAGGGCUCUCCUUGAAGCAGAUGUGAGCCUUCCUGUUGUUAGAAGGUUUGUCCAGGCUGUCAGUGACCAGGCUGUUGGCGUUGGCCUUAUUAAAGGAGUUAGACCAGAUCAACAAUUGGUUAAGAUUGUAUCUGAUGAACUUGUGAAAUUAAUGGGUGGAGAGGUGUCUGAACUUGUUUUUGCAAAAUCUGGGCCGACUGUAAUACUAUUGGCUGGUUUGCAAGGAGUUGGAAAGACAACUGUUUGUGCUAAGUUAGCCAAUUAUCUUAAGAAACAGGGCAAGAGUUGCAUGCUUGUUGCUGGAGAUGUAUACAGACCUGCUGCCAUUGACCAACUUGUUAUUUUGGGUGAGAAGGUAGGUGUGCCUGUUUAUACAGCAGGGACUGAGGUUAAACCUUCUGAAAUUGCAAGGCAAGGUUUAGAAGAGGCCAAAAAAAAGAACAUAGAUGUAGUGAUAAUGGAUACAGCAGGAAGGCUUCAGAUAGAUAAAGCAAUGAUGGAUGAGUUAAAACAAGUGAAGAGGGUGUUGAAUCCUACAGAAGUCUUGCUUGUUGUGGAUGCAAUGACUGGCCAAGAAGCUGCCUCCUUGGUCACAACUUUCAAUCUUGAGAUAGGGAUCACUGGUGCCAUUUUAACAAAGCUAGAUGGAGAUUCUAGAGGUGGUGCAGCUUUGAGUGUUAAAGAGGUGUCAGGAAAGCCUAUCAAGCUUGUAGGACGUGGAGAGGGCAUGGAUGACCUUGAACCUUUCUAUCCAGAUCGUAUGGCUGGACGCAUUUUAGGAAUGGGGGAUGUUCUCUCAUUUGUAGAGAAGGCACAAGAAGUUAUGCGUCAAGAAGAAGCUGAAGAGUUGCAAAAGAAGAUUAUGAGUGCUAAGUUUGACUUCAAUGAUUUCCUAAAGCAGACUCGUGCUGUUGCACGUAUGGGUUCCAUGACCCGUGUUAUUGGAAUGAUCCCUGGGAUGGGGAAGGUUACUCCUGCUCAAAUUCGAGAAGCAGAGAGGAGUUUAAAGAUAAUGGAAGCAAUGAUUGAAGCCAUGACACCUGAGGAAAGAGAGAAGCCAGAAUUGUUGGCAGAGUCUCCAGUGAGGAGGAAACGGGUUGCUCAAGAUUCUGGUAAAACAGAGCAGCAGGUGAGCCAAGUUGUUGCUCAACUCUUCCAAAUGCGUGCUCGCAUGAAGAAUUUGAUGGGUGCAAUGGAAGGUGGAUCUAUUCCGGCACUGAGCAAUCUUGAGGAUGCAAUGAAAACUGAACAAAAGGGCCUCCCCGGUACUGCAAGGAGGAAGAGAAGAUCAGAGUUGAGGAAGCAGUUUGCAGACUCAGCAUCCACAAGGCCAAGCCCCCGUGGAUUUGGGGCUGGAAACUAGGCAAUAUUUUAAGACAGCGCAAAAGCUAAGCCGCACAAUUGAUCAUAGGCCUUGAAUUUUGCCACGAGAGGUUCUGUCAUCUUUACUUGCAAUGUGAAAAUUCAUUGUAUGCUUGUCCACAAAGUACUAAAAGUGAAAACAAUAAUGCAAAAGUCAAUGUUACAAAAAAAAUUCAUGUAAUUUAACGUUCUUAAGCAUAUUAGGUGUCCAUAAUGCAUUAUUUAAAUGGGAAAGCAUCAAUCUGGUUUCUUUUCUUAGGUUGAGAAAUCUUCCAUGACAGGGCACUUGAGGGUAAGUAUGUUAUUUCCAUCUACAGGGUUGGUUACAUCGCAGACAGAAUGCUCGGGCAAUUAAUAGAAAGUCGUUGAGAAC
Molecule: messenger RNA, 2169 nt
Organism: Rubroshorea leprosula
Lineage: Eukaryota; Viridiplantae; Streptophyta; Magnoliopsida; Malvales; Dipterocarpaceae
Source: the annotation of a GenBank genome assembly